AUGAUCUUUUGCAGUACAAGGUUUCAUCGGCAUGUUAGUGUAAAGUUACCAGCUAGUAUACGCUGGAGAGAAAAGCUGGCCGGGCAUUACGAAGAAGAUAUUCCUUUUUUUACUCAAGAGGAACUGUCUGCUCCAAAAGCUGUAGAAACAGUGAACCCUCCAAAUAAAGUUCCAAGAGAUGAGUUGUCAAUUCUUCAGGCUUUGAACUCUACAGUUGAAAUAGAUUGGACAGCACCAAGGUAUGAUAUGAUAGACCACCCAAAGGCUGCCCCUUUCCAUCCAGUACCUGUGAAAAAGAAUGAACUCAGUAAGGCGGCAGGGAAAGCUGCUGCCAGAUGGUUUCUUAGUAACAAUAAAAAUGUCAUGAGGUUUAAUGCAGCUGAACCACCAAUAAAGGAGUUUCAUUACAAAAGCUUUGAGCCCGGUUUUAUUGGUGUUGCGUUGAGGCAGCUGAAGCAGCCUGAGAAUUAUGGAAAAGUGAAACAUAUCAUUGCAAAUACAAAAAAUAAAUCUGGCAAUCCAUUGAUACACCCAGACAGAUUUGAAGAAGAAAUCAAGGGCUUCAUUGAACAUAGACAGUAUAAAAAUGCAUUUACAAUGUUCAAAAUAUAUCAGUAUUGCGCUGUAGCAAGUGCUGAAGACCAACCAGAAGGGUUUCGGCCCAUUUCACAAGAAUGUUUCAAUCGUUUGUUGGAUGCGAUGGCACUGCACACAGGCCACGACCCAUUGAGAGUGCCCAAGGAUCCAUCAGAAAUAUACUAUGGAUUCAGGGGCGUUUCACCAUUUUAUGAUGGAAAAAAGUGGAAACAAACAAAUGCUGCCCACUUUGUGUUUGAGAAUAUGCCAGAGAAAAAUGCUUGGGCUUACAACAGUAUGCUUAUGGGAAUGUUGACUCAUAAAGCCUAUGAUGAAGCACAAACGUGGGUCACGGCCAUGAGAGACAAAAAUAUUCCAGUGGAGCUGGAGUGCUACAAUGGAUUGAUUGAUUGCAUACAAGAAAAGAGUGAUUUGGCAUGGGAGAUGGUCAAGAAACUCCUGCAGGAGAUGGCAAAAGCAGAUGUACGACCAAACCUUAUCACUUUCAACAAUGCCCUGAGGGUAUUAGUUAAUUCAAAAGACAAAUUGGUAAUACAGCACAUUGACGAACUCCUUGGAGAAAUGAAAGCCAUGGAUAUAGAACCAAGCCUUGCUACAUGGGAUGCAUGUCUAGUGCAUGUAUACCUGAAAAAAGGUUCUAAAGACAUAGGUUACCUGAAGAAAAUUUUUGACUCUUACAUAAAAGGAAGGCAAUUUUUAAUCAGGGAUCCAGAGGAUUUCCAAUUUUUUACUACUGCAAUGAAUUCUGCAUAUUUGAGCAAUUCUUUGACCCUUGCCAAUGAGAUUAAUGAAACUGUUGAAAUUGGCAAGAAUCACUAUCUGCUUGGGAAUCAAAAGAAUACAAUAAAGUAUUAUUAUUCAUACUUUGAUCUUCUGUUGAAGCAUGAGACAAUAGAUGUGCUGAUGGAAUUUUAUGUCAAGUAUAGCCCAUAUAGAUUUGUGUUAAACGCUUAUGUCGUUGCCAAAUUAUUGACAGCUGUCAAAGACCAACAGAGUGGAUUUCAGCAUAUUUUGAGACUUCUAGAAGAUGCAAGAACUGUUUUUCCCAGAACUUUUGAUGUUCCAUUAUUGGCACUGAAAAUUGUGAAGGACAAAGCCAUGAAAAAAAAUUGCAAUAGCAAAAUGAGAUGGAUCUGUGCCAAUGUUGGCUGGGAGGUUCUUGACUGGUAUGAUAUCGGUAGAUCACAUGGUCUGUACAGUCUUUCAGUAGAACAAAUUGGAAGUGACAUCGUCUCAGAUUGUCUGUUUCUGCUGCUGAACAAUAGCAUGAAAGAUGUUCGCAGAAGUUGGCCUGCCUUACAAAUUGGUAUGGAAGUUCAAGCCCAAACAGGAAAAAAACUGAGGGAAUCUGUUGUAGAGAAGAUGGGCAGGGCAUGCAUUGUGGCAGAGGAGCCAAAAUUUGCAACGGAAUGUUUGGAUUUUAUGUACAACAAUAAGUGCUUAGGGACGGCAAAAAUGGCAGAAGCUGUCCUGGAACUGCGCAAAGAGGAAGAUGAUGAUGAAUUCCCUCCCAAAGAAAAGGAGAAAGUACAGGCCAUUUUGAAGCAAACAAAGCAAUGGACACAUGCUUCCAGACAUCUGUUGAACGAAUCUGAAAAGGGAGUAAAGAAACAGGAAUAUAGAUUGAAAUGACCAUUUUAUGACUAUUCCAUACAACUGAGGUGGAAUGAUGUGGUGGAAGUGCAUCCUGAUAAAGUCAGAGUACUAAAGGGAGUAACCAUUAAUAAGAAUUUUUUACUUCAGAACUUUGACUUGUUUAUCCAGUUAUCUUCAUGGCUCACCAUGAAAAGUUUCAGAGACAGGUGUGAAUGUCAUAUCUGCAUUAAAGCAAGGAAAAAGUGUGUUAUACAUUACACGAGAUUGGCCAUGUUUUUAUUCAGAAGCGCUCUUAACCUUAAGGGUUCUUAUAAACCUCUUCCUUUUAGAGGCUCAAAAUGACAAAAACUGUAGAAUACUUAAAAGGGGGGUUUAUUGAAGGAAAGGUUAAACAUUUGGAAAGAACAAGCUUUAGUCUCAGACAAUGUAAAAAAUCAGUCAAAUAAAUAACAUUUUGUAAAACUUGAAA
Lingula anatina is the source of this 2662-nucleotide messenger RNA. RefSeq names its product small ribosomal subunit protein mS39. The record is from RefSeq and is a predicted model, not a curated record. Gene Ontology annotation, cellular component: mitochondrion. Gene Ontology annotation, biological process: mitochondrial translation. Gene Ontology annotation, molecular function: protein binding; ribosomal small subunit binding; rRNA binding. Lineage: Eukaryota; Metazoa; Brachiopoda; Lingulata; Lingulida; Lingulidae.